AUGUCUUCUAUUAUUAACAAUUCCAUGAAACCACCAACAACUGUACGAAUCUUCGAUCGCAAUGAUUACUACAGCGUCCACGGUUCUGACGCCACAACGGCUGCAAAGGAAGUCUUCUCAAGCCUGUCGCACAUCAAGAAGAUGGGCAUUGAACCCAAUCGUCAAGACUACCUUGUCUUGUCGAAGGGAAAUUUCGAAAUUCUUAUACGGAAGUUGUUACUGGUACGUCGUUAUAGAGUAGAGAUAUACGUAGGCGAGGGGUCUAAAAACGAAUGGUUGUUGAAAUACAAGGGCUCGCCGGGCUGUUUGUCUCAACUGGAAGAGAUCGUUGGCGAAGGGCUCAGCAGUUCCAACGACAAUGGCCCUUGUCUCAUCUCCGUUAAUAUUAAGACGGAUCCUGUUACUAAGGGCCGUCUUCUAGGCGUUGCGUGUAUAACGGCAAACGACUACCAGAUCUCAGUGGCAGAAUUCACUGAUGACGACUUGUUGACGCAGUUGGAGACUAUCACGGUCCAAUUGGCACCUUCUGAGUGCAUCGUACCGCUCACCGAAAAUGAUGAUUAUAAGACCCUUAAAAAGGUUAUGGAACGUGCAAAUAUAACUGUGACGAAAUUAAAGAAGGUGGAUUUCUCCACUGAAGGUCUCGUACAAGACUUGAACCGCCUGUUGAAAUUUAAAGAUGCUCAGAUGCAGGACGCUAACGCCUUCCCCGAGACCAGAAUGGGUGCUGCCAUGGUCAGUCUGGCUGCUGCUAUCAGAUAUACAUCGCUUAUUAAUGACUCCACUAAUUUUGGAAGAUUUCGUUUAAAUACGAUAAAAGCAGAAUGCUACCUUCAUCUAGAUGCAGCUGCUCUUAGCGCGUUGAACGUAUUACCAGAACUAGGGGAUAAUACGCACGCACCCGCUAGAAGUUUGUAUGGUUUACUCGAUAGAUGUCGCACCCAACAUGGUAAAAGGCUAUUGGCUCAGUGGUUACGCCAACCGUUACGCGAUAUAAACCUUAUUAACGAACGUCUGGAUAUUGUCGAGCUUCUAGUCGAGAACUCUCAAUUGCGCCUGCAGCUGCACGAAGACCACUUGCGCAGGAUUCCAGAUUUGCAGGCUUUGGCCAGAAAAUUAACCAGAAAGAAGGCUAAUCUGCAUGGCUGCUACAGGAUAUACCAGGCCUUACAACGGUUACCGAACCUUCUACAAUGUUUAGCUGACGCUAACAGCCCCACAGUCCACUCAACAUUGUCGGAACCAAUAUCGGAAUUGAACGAUGACCUGGAGAAGUUCCAACAGAUGAUAGAAGCCACUGUCGAUAUGGAAGCUGUUGAUAGAGGUGAUUUUCUCGUCAAGCCAUCAUUUGACGAUCAGUUGCAAGUGUUGCACGAACAAUUGGAGAAAUACCAGAUAUCUGCUGAGAAGGAGCUGAAUAAGGCAGCUAGAGAUUUGGGAUUGGAUGCGAAGAAGACGAUCAAGCUGGAAAACAAUCCACAAAACGGGUUUUGUUUUAGGGUAACAUUAAAAGAAGAGCAAUCACUUCGUGGAAACAAAAAGUACACAAUAAUUGACGCCGUGAAGGGCGGUGUGCGAUUCAAAACAAACGCUUUGGACAGUAUCACAGAAGAUUACGUACAGGCUAAAGUAAAUUAUGAAAAGGAGCAAGACAAAGUCGUGGCUGAAAUUAUUGGGAUUGCUGCUGGUUAUUCGGAAUGUCUAUUCUGUCUCUCGCAUAUCCUAUCCCGGUUAGACGUGCUGGUGUCCUUUGCUGUGGCUGCGUCCACCGCGCCUAAUGCGUAUACGCGCCCGGAAGUAACGGAAGCACUUGACGAAUUCGUCCUUAGGGACGUGCGACAUCCGUGCCUUGAAGUACAAGAGGGCGUCUCUUUUAUACCUAACGAUGUUUUUUUUAAACGAGAUUCAUGUCUAAUGCACAUAGUAACAGGCGCUAACAUGGGCGGAAAAUCUACCUGGAUGCGUUCUUGCGGUAUAGUGGCUCUAUUAGCGCACGCUGGAUGCCUCGUGCCCGCGUCUAGCGCUCGGGUUCCGCGGCUGAGGGCACUGUGCGCAAGAGUGGGUGCGGCUGAUCGCGAGGAAAAGGGACAGAGUACAUUCAUGUUGGAAAUGAUCGAGUCCGCUGCAAUUUUAAGGACAGCAACUCCAGAUUCGCUGGUACUUGUGGAUGAGCUGGGUCGUGGAACAUCGACGUAUGAAGGAUGUGGAAUCGCGUGGGCUAUCGCUGAAAAGCUGGCGACGGAGAGCAAAUGUUUUUGUUUGUUUGCAACGCAUUACCACGAACUGACUCGCUUGCCCAGCCUCCACCCGAACAUUAUAGUGAACUCGCACGCAGAGGCGUCGGUGGUUGAUCAGCAGUUGUUACUGUUGCAUAAAAUCGUCCCUGGGCCGGCAACACACUCGCUUGGACUUCACGUAGCUAAGUUGGCUGAUCUGCCGGACUCUAUUAUUGAGUAUGCAGAAGCAAAACAAGCCCAACUGGAAACUAAUCUAUUCGAAGUUGAGUCUGCUGUGAAAACUCUAGAUACGACAGAAGGACAAAAAAUGAUUCUAGACUUUCUCCAGAAAUGUAAGCAGUUACAAGAAACUGCGACCUCCGACCAAAUCAUAAUGUCGGAAAUUAGGAAGAUGAAAGACAAUUUGUUGAAAUGUAAGAACAAAUAUGUGGAAUCACUACUGGCCGCCUGA
Messenger RNA from Leptosia nina, 2688 nucleotides. The record is from the annotation of a GenBank genome assembly. Lineage: Eukaryota; Metazoa; Arthropoda; Insecta; Lepidoptera; Pieridae.